AUGAGGGAAAUCGUUCAUAUCCAGGCUGGACAGUGUGGAAACCAGAUUGGGGCGAAGUUCUGGGAGGUGAUAAGUGAUGAACAUGGCAUCGACCCCACUGGUAGUUAUCAAGGUGACAGUGACCUGCAGCUGGAGAGGAUAAACGUCUACUACAAUGAGGCAUCAGGGAGCACAGGCAGUAAAUUUGUCCCCCGUGCCAUUCUGGUGGAUCUGGAGCCUGGAACCAUGGAUUCAGUCCGCUCCGGCCCAUUUGGACAGCUAUUCAGACCUGACAACUUUGUCUUUGGUCAAAGUGGAGCAGGAAAUAACUGGGCCAAGGGUCACUACACGGAGGGAGCAGAGCUGGUGGACUCGGUGCUUGACGUAGUGAGGAAGGAGUCAGAGAACUGCGACUGUCUCCAGGGUUUUCAGCUCACCCACUCACUGGGUGGAGGUACCGGUUCAGGAAUGGGCACGCUGCUCAUCAGCAAGAUCCGCGAGGAGUACCCUGACCGCAUCAUGAACACCUUCAGCGUCAUGCCAUCUCCAAAAGUGUCUGACACUGUGGUGGAGCCAUACAACGCUACCCUCUCUGUCCACCAGUUAGUGGAAAACACAGAUGAGACCUUCAGCAUUGACAAUGAGGCUCUGUAUGAUAUCUGCUUCCGCACCCUGAAGCUGACCACACCUACCUAUGGAGAUCUCAACCAUCUUGUAUCGGCCACCAUGAGCGGGGUCACCACCUGCCUCCGUUUCCCUGGCCAACUUAAUGCUGACCUCCGUAAGCUAGCCGUAAACAUGGUACCCUUCCCCCGCUUGCAUUUCUUCAUGCCUGGUUUUGCACCCCUCACAAGCAGAGGCAGUCAGCAGUAUCGUGCCCUCUCUGUGCCAGAACUCACCCAGCAAAUGUUUGAUGCCAAGAACAUGAUGGCAGCAUGUGACCCCCGUCAUGGCCGCUACCUCACUGUAGCAGCCAUCUUCCGCGGCCGUAUGUCCAUGAAGGAAGUGGAUGAGCAGAUGUUGAGUGUGCAGAACAAGAACAGCAGCUACUUUGUCGAAUGGAUUCCCAACAAUGUUAAGACCGCCGUUUGUGACAUCCCACCCCGUGGCCUCAAGAUGUCCGCCACCUUCAUCGGCAACAGCACGGCCAUCCAGGAGCUCUUCAGAAGGAUCUCUGAGCAGUUCACAGCCAUGUUCCGCCGCAAGGCCUUCCUCCACUGGUACACUGGAGAGGGAAUGGAUGAGAUGGAAUUCACUGAGGCAGAGAGCAACAUGAAUGACCUGGUGUCUGAGUAUCAGCAGUAUCAAGAUGCUACCGCUGAUGAGAUAGGAGAAUAUGAAGAGGAUGAAAUAGAGGAUGAGGAUGACGUCCGCCAUGAUGUUCGUCACUGA
Scomber japonicus (chub mackerel) is the source of this 1371-nucleotide messenger RNA. RefSeq names its product tubulin beta-2A chain-like. Gene Ontology annotation, cellular component: cytoplasm; microtubule. Gene Ontology annotation, molecular function: GTP binding; structural constituent of cytoskeleton; GTPase activity. Gene Ontology annotation, biological process: mitotic cell cycle; microtubule cytoskeleton organization. The coding region runs from base 1 to 1371 and encodes 456 amino acids. The transcript has 5 exons. Lineage: Eukaryota; Metazoa; Chordata; Actinopteri; Scombriformes; Scombridae. The record is from RefSeq and is a predicted model, not a curated record.